AUGCCCAACCAAUCCAACCAAGACCCUUAUGCCGCAAUGGCCGAUACCACUACGCGCCAGACGCGAAGUCAGACACAGAAGAACAGGCUGCAGAAUAACCCCGAUUCUGCUGCUGCAGACAAGCCCAAACCUUCCGUUAACGACUUUAUAGCUAAGGGGCCGCAGAUUCCAGAGGACCUGCCACCCAAGGUGUCUAGGGAGGAGAUCGAUGCUCAGAUGAAGGAACUUAAUAAUAAGUGA
Molecule: messenger RNA, 240 nt
Organism: Paracoccidioides lutzii Pb01
Exons: 2
Coding region: 1-240 (79 amino acids)
Source: RefSeq, a predicted model, not a curated record